UGCGUGUGACAGUCUAAAUGAAUAGAGGCGUCAGUGUGAGUGUGUGUAUUUGUGUUUGUGUGGACACCAGGAGGAAUCUAUGCUCGCUGUGUUUUACUCGCCCUGUCAAGUCAAAGACAGCCCUAUGUGUUUUUAUCAAACUUCCUCCUCCGCGCUCUUCCCUGUCACUGUUGAAAAGGGAGCGCGUUUGCCCGUGUGUGUGUUGUGAUUGCCGAAAGGGAAAUACGCAACAGGAUUGGCCUGAUGGGUAUCCACUCUGCAGCAAAGCCGUCUCUCCAGGGGCACUUGUAGGAUGUCUUCCAAGCGACCAGCCUCUCCAUAUGGGGGGACAGAUGGAGAGAUAACCAUAGCAACCAACAGACAGCGAGUGGAGGAUGAGGAGUAUGAAGGACUGGGCGGUGUCAUUCACCUCCCCUUGGCCUCCUACUGUGGCAAGGUGUCCCCUCGCUCACCCCCUAUCCGCAACUUGGACAGCCCCCUCAGCAUGGAGCAGGAUGGCACGAAGGGGAACUCUCUGAGUCCUUACCCCCAGCACAACGCUACCUCACCUAGCAAAGAGGAGGGCAGCGGUGGGGGGCGGCCCUGCAGUGAUGGGAGUUUGACCGCCGGCGCCCUGGGGACCCCCGAGAGACGCAAGGGCAGCCUGGCGGAUGUCGUGGACACACUGAAACAACGAAAGAUGGAGGAGCUGAUAAAGAACGAGCCAGAAGAGGCCCCCAGCAUCGAGAGGUUGUUGUCAAAGGACUGGAAAGACAAACUUUUGGCCAUGGGCUCAGGGCACAUCGGAGAAAUCAAAGGUACCCCAGACAGCCUGGCGGAGAAAGAGCGCCAGCUCAUGGGCAUGAUUGGCCAGUUGAGCAGCCUGAGGGAGCAGCUCCUCGCGGCCCACGAGGAGCAGAAGAAGUUGGCGGCCUCACAGAUGGAGAAGCAGAGGCAGCAGAUGGAGCUCGCUAAGCAACAGCAGGAUCAGAUUGCCCGGCAACAGCAGCAGCUUCUGCAACAGCAACACAAAAUCAACCUCCUGCAGCAACAAAUCCAGCAGGUCCAGGGCCAACUCCCCCCAUUGAUGAUUCCUGUUUUUCCUCCGGACCAGAGAACUCUGGCGGCAGCUGCAGCCCAGCAAGGUUUCCUCAUGCCCCCCGGGUUCAACUACAAGCCUGGCUGCAGUGAUCCCUACCCUCUCCAGCUCAUCCCGACAACCAUGGCUGCAGCUGCUGCUGCUGCCACACCGAGCCUGGGACCUCUACAACUCCAGCACCUGUAUGCCGCUCAGCUGGCGGCAAUGCAGGUUUCACCUGGAGCCAAGCCACAUGGAGGCAGUCUGCCACCCCAGGCCAACCUCGGAACUCACUCCCCACCCACAAACAGUCACCCACAGAACGACAAGAGUCGCAGUCCCCCUCCACCAAACAAGACCAAGGACAGUGAGGGUGCACAGCCACUGAACCUGUCGGCCAAGCCUAAGGCAUCCGAGAGCAAGUCACCCAACUCCCCCCCAACUUCCCCACAGGUCCAUGCUGCUGCAGCCGCCAAGCUGGGCCCCACCGGCUCCAUGAAGCACAGUGUCGCCCCGUCAAGUGUCGGAGGACCGCCGGGCAGAAUCAGCUCAAUAGACUUGUUGUCAUCGUUGUCCUCGGGAGCUUAUCUGAACGACCAUGAGGCGGUCACCAAGGCCUUUGCCGAGGCCCGGCAGAUGAAGGAGCAGCUGAAGAGAGAGCAACAAGUCCUGGAUGCCAAGGUGGCCGCCGUCAGCAACCUCAGCCUCAACAACGGGCGCUCAGACAAGGACAAGGCUGCGUUGGAGAGUCUGAGUCAACAGCUGAAGCAGCAGGCGGAGGACAAGUUCAGCCACGCCAUGCUGGACUUCACCAUGAGCGGCGACUCUGACGGCUCCCCCAGCGUGUCGGACUCCAGAAUAUUCCGGGAGGCACGGGGUCGGAACAGCAACGAGCCUCACAUCAAACGGCCGAUGAACGCCUUCAUGGUUUGGGCCAAAGAUGAGAGGAGAAAGAUCCUGCAGGCGUUCCCGGACAUGCACAACUCCAACAUCAGCAAGAUCCUCGGCUCACGCUGGAAAGCCAUGACCAACCUGGAGAAGCAGCCGUACUACGAGGAGCAGGCUCGCCUCAGCAAGCAGCACCUGGAAAAAUACCCAGACUACAAGUACAAGCCGCGGCCCAAACGCACCUGCCUGGUGGACGGCAAGAAGUUGCGUAUCGGUGAAUACAAAGCCAUCAUGAGGUCCCGCCGGCAAGAAAUGAGGCAAUACUUCAGCGUGGGACAACAGAGUCAACUGCCCUUGUCCUCAGCGGGCGUGGUGUACCCGGGCGCUCUGUCCAUGGCGGGAAUGCCCUCGCCACAGAUGCCCUCAGAGCAUUCGAGCAUGUCCAGCAGCCCGGAGCCCAACGCCAACCACCACCAGACCCAGCAGCUGACGGGCCUGAAGGGGGAGGAGCCUCGCAUCAAGGAGGAGGAGCUACGGCUGGACGACAGCAACGGCGACGCGUAUGACGACUUCGACUAUGACGACGAGGAAGCUGAUUACGCAAGCGACAACGAGAACCAUAUCAUCCAAUAGGACACCGUUACAGCCUCUUAUUUUCUAAGCUGAUCCCACUUGGUGAAUCCCACAAAAAACAAAAACCCAAAAACCGCAAAUCAGGAAGAAAACUUUAUCUUUUGUCAAUCACACCUUCAGCUCCAAUCUCACAAAACCUGCAGCUUUUCCAUCCCCCACCAAAAAACUAACCAGGACUCUCUCGUAGAGCCAAGCCCCUCCCACUGGAGUCCUGAUACCAGCAUCGGACCAAUCAAAUGAAGCACAGGACCUGUCACUCACACUGACUGUUACACAAACUGGAGUCUCAGAGGACGAGGCAGAGACGAUCUAGCCGGCUCUGAAGCUCGCUGCGGAAUAUUCGAGUACUACUGGGACAUACUGAGUGUGAAAACCGAGAGUGAAGAGAAACGAUACCCUUUGUACAAAAAAAGAGACAUUUAAAAAGAAAAACACACAAAUGAAGGACCUGUUAAAGGACAACAGAUGACACUUUAAGAUGGCGGACCUGUUUAUUAUCAAAAGACACUUUAAAGAAAAAACAAAACAUCUUUUUUUGUUCUUGGUUCUAUAAUAUUCUCACUCAGGUACACGGUGCCAAUAAGUGGCUUGUGAAUGUGAUUUGUUGUUUUUGUGCUACAAGUUUGAAUAAUAAUAGA
Messenger RNA from Thalassophryne amazonica, 3216 nucleotides. RefSeq names its product SRY-box transcription factor 5 (gene sox5). The record is from RefSeq and is a predicted model, not a curated record. The transcript has 16 exons. Gene Ontology annotation, cellular component: nucleus. Bases 293 to 2578 code for a protein of 761 amino acids. Gene Ontology annotation, biological process: regulation of transcription by RNA polymerase II; cell fate commitment; positive regulation of chondrocyte differentiation. Gene Ontology annotation, molecular function: RNA polymerase II cis-regulatory region sequence-specific DNA binding; DNA-binding transcription factor activity, RNA polymerase II-specific. NCBI's taxonomy places the organism in Eukaryota, Metazoa, Chordata, Actinopteri, Batrachoidiformes, Batrachoididae.